GGACCCGAGUUCUUUGACCCCAUCUGCUCAAUUGUUGCACUUGUGCAGUAGGAUUUACAUUGUUUCCAAUGCUUGCAGAGGCAGACCAAUUAAGGAGGAAAGCUCUUUUGUUUAUCAAAAGCAUCCCAUUUUAGACCAUGUCUGCUGCUUCAGAUUAUGUGGUACUCUUCUUUAGGUCUGCAGUGCACAAUCUCUGCAGAGCCAUGGGGUUUAUCAUGAAAUCAUUAGGAAUCUUUCUUCUUUCCAGUCUAUAACUACAUCCAUGGACAUGCAAAAAAAUAAUCUUGUCCUCUUUAGCUUAUUCAAAAUGGCCAACCAUGCUUUCAUGUUGCAAAUCUAAGAGAGCCUAGGGGAUGAACAUGAAGUUUCCCCACCCCAUUUUUGCAGGCGUAUCUUGUGCAAGAUUUAGAGCGAUUUCAGAUCAAAAUUAGAAAUAUUUUUUAAAAGUUGAGUUUUUAUGCCAGCACUACCAACAGUUCUGACAGUGAUUGAUUGAUUCAGUGCCGUCAAGUUGGUGUCAACUCUUAGUGACCACAUUAGAAGACAUUAAUAGUGACUAAAGAGAUGAUUGAGUUCUACACACAACUGUCAGUGAUAUUAGAUUUUACUAUGUACACUUAUUGGGAUUAGAAUUCAUAGGCUAAUUUAAUGAAAGACUUGCUAGACCGUUUCAAGCAUUAACAUCAGUUGUUUAGCCCCUGGGGAACAGAAGAUAGCUUGCAGUUCAGACCAUGUAUGGGCAGGGUUCUUAAGACGUUUGAGAUCUCCUUUGGGACAUGCCAGCUGUAAAGACUAGAUCCUCCCCCUGAUAUAAGAAGCACCACUACAUAAAGUUUCUGAGAGGACAACAGGCAGAGUAGCUUUCCCGGCAAGAUGGCCAGCAGAAAGACCAAGAAGAAGGAAGGCGGUGCCAAGCGUGCUCAAAGGGCCUCCACCAAUGUUUUCUCCAACUUUGAGCAGACACAGAUCCAAGAAUUCAAGGAAGCUUUCACGAUAAUGGAUCAGAACAGAGAUGGCUUCAUUGAUAAAGAAGACUUAAAAGAUACGUAUGCUUCACUAGGUAAAACAAACGUCAAAGAUGAUGAGCUAGAAUCCAUGCUUAAAGAAGCCACUGGACCUAUUAACUUUACAAUGUUUUUGAACCUAUUUGGGGAAAAGCUAAGUGGUACGGACACUGAAGAGACCAUACUAAACGCAUUUAAAAUGUUUGACCCAGAAGCAAAAGGAAACAUUAACAAGGAUUACAUGAAACGCUUAAUGAUGUCACAAGGCGACAAGUUUAAUGCUGAAGAGAUAGACCAGAUGUAUCAGAGUUCCCCGAUUGAUGCAGCAGGAAACCUGGAUUACAAGGCUCUUUGCUACACCAUCACACAUGGAGAAGAAAAAGAAUAAAGUCCACAUACUUUGAAAUCUGUCUGUGCAAAAAGAAUAAAAAAUGAAUUCUCCCUUCUCCAUAA
This is a messenger RNA of Hemicordylus capensis (graceful crag lizard), 1457 nucleotides long. RefSeq names its product myosin light chain 5 (gene MYL5). Gene Ontology annotation, cellular component: cytoplasm. Bases 874 to 1392 code for a protein of 172 amino acids. NCBI's taxonomy places the organism in Eukaryota, Metazoa, Chordata, Lepidosauria, Squamata, Cordylidae. Gene Ontology annotation, molecular function: calcium ion binding. The record is from RefSeq and is a predicted model, not a curated record. The transcript is spliced from 7 exons.